AUGGGUAAAUUCUUGUUAUUGGUAUUAGCUGGUGCUUUAAUAAUUGCAGAAGCUCUUACUAAAUCUGCUCCAUCAAAGAAAGAUGAUGUGUGUCCAAAUCCAGUGAAUUGUUUUGCAGAUGCAUGUCAUACUGUUUCAUGUCCUCCAGAAGCAACCUGCAUUGCUGAUUAUUGCCAUGACACAUAUUCGGAUGCAGCUCGUCAUAUCGAACCAUGUAUCAAAAUCGAAAAAAGAAAAAGCGAUGGAAUCCUGAAUUUCCGUCACCUUACACCAUAUCAUCAUUAUCAAAUAAAGCUUAUAACAACGAGCGAUCUUACACUGAAUACGGCUGAGGAUAUGAAUGGACAUCGAUCACCGACACUUCGAACAUUUGUCGGUUGA
This is a messenger RNA of Didymodactylos carnosus, 381 nucleotides long. The record is from the annotation of a GenBank genome assembly. Lineage: Eukaryota; Metazoa; Rotifera; Eurotatoria; Philodinida; Philodinidae.